Molecule: messenger RNA, 453 nt
Organism: Meloidogyne enterolobii
Lineage: Eukaryota; Metazoa; Nematoda; Chromadorea; Rhabditida; Meloidogynidae
Source: the annotation of a GenBank genome assembly
AUGGAUGAAACGGAUUUAUUAAAUAAAUGCCCAAAUGAGUGUUUUGAACAUUUACUUGAACAAGUAAAACUGAAUUGCUCAGAUUCACACAGUUCUGCAACUGCAAGCGUUUUGAGAAAAAAUGUGGAUGGAUUGAUGAAUGAAAUGCGAACAAAUGAAUAUUUUGGAGCAUUACGGUCAGUGCUAGAUGAUGAAAAACAAAAACAUGCUACUGCUAUGGAAUUGUUAAUUGUUCAAUCACAUGGGGCUAAAAAUAAAUUCAGAGGGGAUAACGUGGAAGAUUCUGAUAAAUUAAUUCCUUCUGUGGAACAAAAGAUGGCAGAAUGCAGAGACUAUUGUUUAUCGGAAGAAUUGACUGAUGAAAUUGAAGAUAAACAAUUAAAACUACGAAUGAGGGAAGUUAUUGAGAAUAGCAUCAAUAUAGAAAACGAUAUAGCUAAUGUAUAUCUUUAA